Messenger RNA from Daldinia childiae, 576 nucleotides. RefSeq lists its product as uncharacterized. NCBI's taxonomy places the organism in Eukaryota, Fungi, Ascomycota, Sordariomycetes, Xylariales, Hypoxylaceae. The record is from RefSeq and is a predicted model, not a curated record. The coding region runs from base 1 to 576 and encodes 191 amino acids. The transcript has a single exon.
AUGUCUGAUCAACCAAGAAGCAGUUACGCUGGCGUUAUUGCGGAUGCCCAGCAAACCGUGACACUCACCGAGACGAUUAUAUCCCUAGUCGGUAAUUAUGUUUCGACCACCUAUAAAAAUAAACGCGCGACCGAGGAAUUCCGUGAAAGGUUAGGAGAGUGGGCCGACGAGGCUCUUGAUCCAGACCGCAAUGGAAAAUGGCGGCAGCCAUGCCUCCGUAUUGAAAAGUUUGAGAAACACAUGAUCCAACAUGACGGGCAAUUUAAACCGAGCGGGAAGUGCACAUCUUCCUUUGCCUGGGCGCAAUUGCUUUACGCACUUGAUAUCCGACCUGGAAACAAUAUUGUUGAAUGGAAGACGAUAAGCAUAACUGCCCCCGACCCUGUCGAAUCCGGCCAAAUAUCGCUCGAGGUGGACGGGAGUGUUCUUUGUCAUAUUGUCAACCUCUUCCGGUAUUAUAGCGAUCCCGAUCCAAAUGAGUUUGAAAGACCCCUCGCACGGGUUGAUCUUGGAUUUGGCAAGUUAGUCGUCAAGCCCGAAAAUAACGAGGUUGAAGAGAACCAGUUGGGGGUAUAA